UCAGGAGGUCAAAGUUGAACUGUUAGUUAGGAAACAUGGUUGUGUAACAACCGGUAACAGCUUUUACUUAACGUAAGCUUAAUCUUUUACAACAGCCCUGUGGCACCAGCUCGGCGCUAACGGACAUUAGGGGACGAAGAUGUUGUUCUCUUCAGUGCGGACAACUAUAUUUUGCGGUUGCAGAAGUGCUGGCAAGGGAUUUCAACACAGCAGUCAGAGUCCACAACUACGGCAGUGGCUUGUGAAGAGAGGUCAGAGCACCAUCACAGCGGAGGCGGGGGCUUCCUCCACCCCGGCAGCAGCUACUGUCCCCAACGUAGCCACAAAUCGCAUAGUAGGCCGAUGGUUACUCGGCUGCAGCGGGCUGGUGGUUGGGGCUGUUGUCUUGGGUGGUGUCACAAGGCUAACAGAAUCUGGGCUUUCCAUGGUUGACUGGCAUCUGGUGAGAGAGAUGAAGCCACCUCAGUCACAAGCAGAGUGGGAGGCUGAGUUUUCCAAGUACCAGCAGUUUCCUGAAUUCAAAAUAAUGAACCAUAACAUGACUCUGCCAGAGUUUAAGUUUAUCUUCUACAUGGAGUGGGGUCAUCGUAUGUGGGGUAGGCUGGUUGGACUUGCGUACAUCCUCCCCACCAUUUACUUCUGGAGGAAAGGAUACUUCACUCGCUCCAUGAAGGGAAAAGUGCUGGGGCUCUGCGGAUUUGUCUUCUUCCAGGGCCUUCUGGGGUGGUACAUGGUUAAAAGUGGUCUGGAGGAGAAGCCUGAGUCUCAUGACAUCCCGCGGGUCAGCCAGUAUCGUCUGAGUGCUCACCUUGGUUCUGCCUUGCUGCUCUACUGCGCCAGUCUCUGGACAGGGCUUACUCUGCUGCUGCCUGCACAUAAGGUGGCAGAAACCAAACGUCUCAUGCAGCUUAGGAGGUUUGCCAAGGGUACUGGUGGACUCGUCUUCCUUACUGCUCUUUCAGGUGCUUUUGUUGCUGGUUUGGAUGCUGGGUUGGUGUAUAACUCCUUCCCUAAGAUGGGAGAACGAUGGAUCCCUGAUGAUCUACUGGCAUUCUCUCCUGCUCUCAAGAACUUCUUUGAAAAUCCUACUACUGUGCAGUUUGACCACAGAAUUUUGGCGAUCUCUUCUUUGACUGCGAUUACAGGCCUCUAUCUGUUCUCUAGGAGGAUGGUGCUGCCUAGGAGGGCUAAGAUUGCCAUCAGCCUCCUCACAGCAAUGGCCUAUGGACAGGUUGCCCUCGGUAUCAGCACACUUUUACUGUAUGUCCCCACUCCACUGGCAGCAACUCACCAGUCUGGCUCUGUGGCUCUUCUCUCCCUGGCCAUUUGGGUUCUGGCAGAGCUCCGCAAGAUGCCCAAGUAAAUGCCUGCUCCUUUAUGGACAAAUCCAAUCCCUUCUAGCCACACCUCAAGCCUUUAAGAGUCAGCAGUGUCAUUGUGAACGAGGCAUUUAGAGAAACAAAAAGUGAAAUAAAUGGAGGCCUUAAAAACUGAAAUGUUUUUCAUUUUACACUUUACUUUUAUGCAUAUGCUGCAGCAUCUGUCCUGUGGUGCUGCAAAGUAAUCCUCACGUGGUGACAUUAAAUUAUUUCAUCACAGUGUUAUUAAAGCAGGGGUGUUAUUUGAGUGUUGUUGAUAGAAACUGCAAGAAUACAUCAAGGUUGUCAAUGACAACUUAGUGUGAAGUGUUUUGUUUUGCAAGGAAUUAAACAAAGACAUGCAAAAGCAAAAAAAGCACAUAUUCAGUUUCUAUCCAUCUUUAAUGACACAGCAACAUGAUUUCCAGUGAAGGGUACAUAUUUGAUUUUCAGCCAGACAGAAUUCUGCAGGAAUAUCUUAAGUAGACUGAAUUGCUGUUUUUGUUCGUGUACAUACUUUGAACAGGAUGUUUUUAAAUUACAAUUUGGUUACUGAGUGGAUGCUCACCUGUUGCCUUGUGUCUGUCUGGACAUAUGCUGCCGGUUAGUUGAAUCAGAUGUGGCUGUUGGGAUUAUAUGUAUAAUUAUGUAUAUUUAAGUUAUGAACCAUUUCUUGCUGACAUUGUGAUGAUGAAUUAUAAGGUCAAAAAUAUGUGGGAUCAUUGAUUGUUGCUUUUUACUGUCUCUUUAGAAAUGUAAAACUGAAGGCACUGUCUUAUUUUAAUAAAGACAAUUACAGUGGUGUGAAAAAUGUU
Molecule: messenger RNA, 2173 nt
Organism: Siniperca chuatsi (mandarin fish)
Lineage: Eukaryota; Metazoa; Chordata; Actinopteri; Centrarchiformes; Sinipercidae
Gene: cox15
Product: cytochrome c oxidase assembly protein COX15 homolog
Exons: 9
Coding region: 140-1363 (407 amino acids)
Biological process (GO): heme A biosynthetic process
Cellular component (GO): mitochondrial inner membrane
Molecular function (GO): oxidoreductase activity, acting on NAD(P)H, heme protein as acceptor
Source: RefSeq, a predicted model, not a curated record